GAGCGGAAGCGGAAGCGGAAGCGGGAGCGGUAUGGCAGCGGCGGCGGCGGCGGCUCGGGCCGCUGUGGGGGCCCUGGUUCGGAGGCGCCUCUUCCCCGCUGCCGGCGGCCUCCGCUUCCCGGCAUCCCCCGGGGCAGCGGCGGGACUAGGGGCGAACCCAGGAACGGUUCAUCUUUGGCCUGCUUUUCAAAGUCACAGUUCUCAGAGCACUUCUGCUCAGGAAAGGGUCCUCCCUAAGAUGUCAUUGACUUCACCGCCAUGGCCUAAAGUCGUACUGCCAGAUCCCAAGCAAGAGACCAGGCAUCACCAAGAGGUUCUCCAGAGGGUGAACGAACUGAUCGCCACCAGACAGCACGGCCGGCUCUUCGCGGUGGUCCACUUUGCCAGCCGGCAGUGGAAGGUGACCGACGGGGACCUGAUUCUGAUUGAGAACACCUUGGAGGCCAGAUGCGGAGAAAGGAUUCGAAUGGAGAAGGUCCUGCUGGUCGGGGCUGAUGACUUCACGUUGAUUGGAAAGCCGCUCCUUGGACUGGAUCUUGUCCGCGUAGAAGCCACAGUUAUUGAAAAGACUGAGUCGUGGCCAAGAGUCUAUAUGAAGUUUAAGAAAAGGAAAAAUUUCAGAAAAAAGAAAAUUUUUAUAAGACCACAGACCAUCCUUCGCAUAAACACUGUAGAGAUUGCUCCAAGUUUGUCAUGAUUGUUUGGCUGAAAUUUACCUAAAUAUGAAAAUAAACUGUGGGUUGUUUUUUUUUUUAAUGAGG
Messenger RNA from Phascolarctos cinereus (koala), 761 nucleotides. It is a transcript of the gene MRPL21, whose product is annotated as mitochondrial ribosomal protein L21. Lineage: Eukaryota; Metazoa; Chordata; Mammalia; Diprotodontia; Phascolarctidae. Gene Ontology annotation, cellular component: mitochondrial large ribosomal subunit; ribosome. The record is from RefSeq and is a predicted model, not a curated record. Gene Ontology annotation, biological process: translation. Gene Ontology annotation, molecular function: RNA binding; structural constituent of ribosome.